AUGGCCAAGUUUUGGAGCAGUUUGAAAAAGGGUCCACCUGCCAAAAAUGCAGAACCUGACAUGUUAUAUUCCCCUUCCAGUUUUGUUGCUGUUCCCAAUGGGACAAUGGCUGGCCCAUCUAUAUACUCAUUUGAUGAUGAAAGAAAUCCCAUUGUCGAUGCCCCACUGCAUGAGUUUGUGGAACACAAAUACCCUGCCAGUGCACAUGAGAAUGAACCUCUUGGAAGUCCAGCACUAUCAGAUGCUAUGAUGGGCACAAGAUUGUCGACUACUUCUCAAUCCCAGCCAUCAUGCCCCCUGGCUAUCACAGCAAGUGUUGGUGACUUUGAGUUUAUGGAGAUUGCCCUGGAAGCAAGCCUAAAUCAGAAGCAAGUUGACACUUUGUUAGAUCUCAUUGGCCAUGUGUUGCAAAAGGGGCCACUCAGGUUCUCCAAACAUACAGUCGUUGCAGCAUAUAAGAAGGAAGUGUGGACAUACAAGGUACAUACACAACCCAUCUGGGAAUGGGCACUUGACAUUUUGGCUCUGCACUUCAUUUGGGAUGCACAAUGCUUGUUCAAGCAUGAUGGACAUGGAUUUGAAUGCUUCUAUGAUGAGCCCUGGAUGGGCAACAGCUGGUGGGACAUUCAAUCCUCCUUGCCCAAAGUUCUGAAUGCUGUACCAUUUGCCUUUAUUAUUUAUGCCAACAAAACCAAAUUAUCAUCAUUUGGCACUGCAAAGGGCUAUCCUGUUGUGGUCCAUUGUGCGAACCUCCUGGUAGAGAUACAGAAUAGCCAUGCAAUUGGGGGAGGCUGCAUCUGUUGGAUGGUCCCUGAGGAUGCUGAAGAAGAGGGCAAAUUAGGAUACACAACUCUCAACACUCAAAAACUGGGUAUAUCCAUAUAUUAUGAGGAACAGUGUAUGAUGUCACUUAUCUAUGGCCACACUGGCAAAUGCCCAUGCCCAGUGUGUCUCAUUCCAUUAGAGGAGCUUCACAAUAUUUCCAAAACAUAUCUGCUUCAUUCCAUGGAUGAGGCACAACACAGCCACACUGAGGGUGAAAAGGUGCUUAAGGCACUCAGGUUGCAGCCUGUCAAUAAUGUUUUCUGGCUCAUCUGCAAUUCUGACCUUUAUGGCACACUCAGCUUUGACUGCCUACAUUUUCUACAUGGUGGUCUAUGGGGAAAGCACAUACUAUGGGACAUCUUGAGAAUUCUGAAUGUCCUUGGGUGCAAUGCUGAAACCAAUAAUGUCAUCAAUGUAACAUUUUCAGAUGGAAACAAGAUGUGUGAUCUGGCAAAAGCAAUGUUCUAUGUGUUGCUGAAUGUUUUUACCAGGACAGCCACACCCAAAGGCUAUUGUCUUCUCUGUAUCCUUGCAAGUUAUCUCCAGCUGGACAGUUUGAUAGAAAUGAUCGAUGCAGAGUUGCUGAAAUUCAACAACAAAUUGAAGGCAUACAUUGAAUGUGUAAAUAAAUCUGGGUUAGAAGGGCUGCAGGUGGACUGGGACUUUCCAAAGAUCCUAUGUGUGGACAAACAUAAGCUUGCUGCCAAGCUGCUCAGAAUGUGUGUUGAUAGCUACAAAAACUGGACCCAAAUGCAAGGUGAACCUGCAGGCACUGAGGGUGAAUGCAAUGACAAUCAAUCUGGAUUGUUCACAGUGUUUGAUCAUGUCUAUCUCAGUUCCUCUUCCAAACUGUCUACCAUACAGGACAUUGAGGCCAGUUGCAGUGUCUCCAACACUGCCUUUGUUGGUUUUCACAAGAAACUGUCAGGUUUUUGUAACCAGUGCCUCCCUCAAUAUGGCUAUCAAGUUGAUAAGUGGAUCACUAUCCCCACUCACUUCAAGGCAAGUGACCUUCUUAUGAACUUCUUUAAACUAAUGCCUGGCUUGUAG
Pisolithus orientalis is the source of this 1875-nucleotide messenger RNA. RefSeq lists its product as uncharacterized. NCBI's taxonomy places the organism in Eukaryota, Fungi, Basidiomycota, Agaricomycetes, Boletales, Pisolithaceae. The transcript has 18 exons. Bases 1 to 1875 code for a protein of 624 amino acids. The record is from RefSeq and is a predicted model, not a curated record.